AUGCUCACUGGCUCCCCAGUAGUCAUAGAAUUCAAAGAGCCAGUCUUUCAACCAAGACACCAGUACUAUAUGCUGAAGCUGGCUGAAUACAGACAGAAAUCUCCCAUGUAUAUGGAGAAACUUCGUCAUGAUCUGUGGACAGAGGGAGGCAUGUCGCUUGUGGUGAGAGAGGAUGAGGAAUCUGGGUCAGAAUUAGAUUUUGAUGCCAUGGAGGCGUCUGCUAGAGUACAAACUAAUGCUCCUAGUACUACUUCUGAUGUUGCUAUUGCCUAA
This is a messenger RNA of Suillus subalutaceus, 273 nucleotides long. RefSeq lists its product as uncharacterized. The transcript is spliced from 3 exons. Lineage: Eukaryota; Fungi; Basidiomycota; Agaricomycetes; Boletales; Suillaceae. The record is from RefSeq and is a predicted model, not a curated record. Bases 1 to 273 code for a protein of 90 amino acids.